Tarenaya hassleriana is the source of this 1608-nucleotide messenger RNA. Its product is annotated as zinc finger BED domain-containing protein RICESLEEPER 2-like. The transcript has 3 exons. The record is from RefSeq and is a predicted model, not a curated record. NCBI's taxonomy places the organism in Eukaryota, Viridiplantae, Streptophyta, Magnoliopsida, Brassicales, Cleomaceae. Gene Ontology annotation, molecular function: DNA binding. Bases 24 to 1010 code for a protein of 328 amino acids.
CAUCUGUCCAAAACAUCAAUUAUAUGAGUUUGACAGCUCAUUAUAUUGAUGUUGAUUGGAAGUUGAGGAAAAAGAUCAUAAACUUUUGUCCUAUCCCUAAUCAUGCGGGUGAAACCAUAGGAAAGUUUGUUGAGCAUUGUUUAGUUCAAUGGGGAAUUGAAAGAGUUUUGACAGUGACGGUUGAUAAUGCAAGUUCAAAUGAUGUGGGAAUCAAAUAUUUGCAGAGACAGUUUAAAAAAAGUGGAUCAAGCAUACUUGAUGGGGAUUUCUUGCAUAUGAGGUGUGGGGCUCAUAUUUUGGGUUUGAUUGUUAGAGAUGGUUUGUCUGAGAUACAUGAGUCUAUAUUUAGAAUUCGAGGUGCUGUUCGUUAUGUUAGAUCCUCGACAAGUAGAGCAGACAAGUUCAAGGAAUGUUUAAUUCGCAAAAAGUUGUCCACUAAAUGUGGUGUCUGUUUAGACGUUGAAACUCGGUGGAAUUCUACAUAUCUGAUGUUGGAGUCGGCUAUAAAACUUAGGUCGGGAUUUGAUAUGCUUGCUUCUAUGGAUGAUAAGUAUGUUGCUGAUUUGAGGAAAAAUGGAUUUGGUCCUCCAACGGCUAUUGAUUGGGAUUAUGUAGAAUCCUUAUUACCAAUCCUUGAAUGUUUUUACGAAGCUACUUUGAAGGUGUCUGGUACACGAUAUGUCACGGGGAAUGAGUAUAUGAAGGAAAUUUUUGCUGUAGGAUGGAAGAUUCAACAGGUUAUGGAUUGUGAUGAUCCAUUUAAACGAUCUAUGGCUGAGAGGAUGAAAAAGAAAUUUGACAAAUAUUGGUUGUCAGAUGACAUCAAUGUGAUCAUUUUCAUCGCAACUGUGGUUGAUCCACGAUUCAAGUUGACAUAUGUCAAUUUUAUGAUUAAGGAGAUCUACAACGACGAAGAUAAGGCCAGUGAGAUGAUUGGGAAAGUGAAGUCAGCCUUGGAAAAUCUGUUUGAAUAUUACAAGUCAAAUAGAUUUGUUGAAACUCAAUCGUGAAGUAGUAGCCAAGUGGACUCAGAAGUGACAUCAAGUGGGACUAGUUCUGAAGUGACAAAGCGUACAUCAUAUGCUUAUUUGCUUAAGAUGUUUAGGAAUUAUAGAGACACUGGGCACACCUCCAAAAAGAAUGAGUUAGAAGCCUAUUUGGAGGAUGUUCCCGAGAAUGAAGAGAACAAAGAUUUGGAUAUUCUUUAUUGGUGGAAAAAUACCGGUUCCAAAUAUCCCAUUCUUUCUGAUAUGGCAAGAGAUGUGUUGGCUAUACCGGUAUCAACCGUUGCUUCCGAUUCUGCUUUUAGUACAGGUGGUCGUGUUAUAGAUCCAUACCGUAGCUCUUUAAGUACUCGACUUGUUGAAGCGCUCAUUUGUACACAAGAUUGGAUUCGAAAGGAUUAUACGACACCGGUCACUAUACAAACAAUGUUGGAUGAUCUCUCUACCUUUGAAGAAGAUUUUCCAUCAAAGCCUACAUUUGAGAAAGAAGCGGGUUAUUUAACCGAAUGAUGAGGUAUGUUCCUCAUAUGUGUUCAAGAAUCAUGAUGGAUUUUGGAUAUGUUUUGGACGUUGUGGAACUUGUGAAAUUGAUGUUUUUUUUAUG